AUGGAUAAUUUAGAAUCGGAUGAAGCAAGAGUUUUACCAGAAAAAACUCGAAAGAAAUCAUCAUUUAGUGGUAAUACAUUGAAUCUGGCACGACCACUUCGUUUUCUAGUAAAUCACCAACGAUCAUCAAAAGGAAAUAGUAAUGCUGCUUUUGUUCAUCAAAUGGAUACUAUGGAUGAGUCGACAUUUUCUAUAUCUCCACCAACCUAUGGUAAUUUAGAACAUAUACAAUCUUUUAAACCUUUAUGUAAACCGGAUGAUAAAUCUCUUCCAAAAGAAGUCAGAGAAUUUUAUGAAGAUCAAUUAGAAUUAAUAACAUCCAUCGAAGAUAUUCUCGUACCGAAAAGUGAUGAAGUGAUAGAUCAUGAAACGGCUUAUGAAAAACGACGUAAAAGAACUAUUAAAUUGUUAACCAUGAUCACCUUAGUCACCAACAUUGUUCUUGUUAUUAUCAAAAUAGUUGCUGCAGUAAUAUCAAAAUCUCUUUCAGUCAUUUCUUCAGUUGUUGACAGUGUUGUUGAUCUUCUAACAAGUCUUAUUCUCAUUUGGACAGCUCGAAAAAUUAAGAAACGAGAUGCUUAUAAAUAUCCUGGAGGACGAACACGUCUUGAACCAAUUGCAAUUGUUAUUCUAUCUGUAAUAAUGUGUUCAGCGAGUGUACAAGUUAUUUUUGAAAGUGCCGGAACAUUAGAUCAAGACAUUGAAUAUUUUACACAUCAAAAUAAUGGUUCAUCAACAAAAACAUUACCUGAGAUAAAUAUGAGCAUAGUACCUAUAGUGGCUAUGGUUCUUACUAUUGUUUCGAAAUCAAUUCUCUUCGUUUUAUGUUAUCGAAUUAAAAAUCCAACAAUGUAUGCAUUAGCAGAAGAUAGUCGAAAUGAUGUAGCAUCUAAUAUUGUAGCACUUGCUUGUGGACUCAUCGCUUCAAAUGCUCUGCACGGCAGAAUUAAGAAAGAAGCUAUUGUAGUCGAUCCGGCUGGUGGUAUUCUUAUUUCAGUGUAUAUUAUUAUCGCCUGGAUCUUACAAGCAAACAGACAAGUACGUCGUCUAACGGGUCUUACAGCUGAACCAUCUUUUCUUCAAAGACUUACUCAUGUUGUUUAUAAUUAUCGUCCUGAUAUUGUCACAAAAAUUGAUUUUAUUCAAGCUGUUCAUCAUGGAACGAACUUUUUCGUUGAAGUUGAUAUUGGCUUGCCAGCUUCGAUGCCACUUGCCAUGGCCCAUGAUAUUGGUGACAAACUACAAAAUCAACUAGAAGCAAUUGAUGAUAUUGAACGAGCUUUUGUUCAUCUCGAUUUUGAAUUUUCACAUAAGCCAACUAGUGAACAUAAGGUUGUUUGA
Molecule: messenger RNA, 1341 nt
Organism: Rotaria sordida
Lineage: Eukaryota; Metazoa; Rotifera; Eurotatoria; Philodinida; Philodinidae
Source: the annotation of a GenBank genome assembly